AGGAAGGCGUCGCACCUGUCGCAUCAUAUCUUGCGGAGCUUCGCGUAGUUUUGCUUCCAGGAACAGCGCGGAGCUGUGCGGGUUUUCAUGGCUGCCAUGGACUGAACAGCCGUGUGUGCGUCUCUGUGAGGAGAAAGAGAACCGAAGCAGCUGCGAGAUUCAAAACUUUCUGGGCCUCAGAUUCUCUCCCAAAGCGACUUCCAGUGAGAUUUACACAAUCAGGGUUGGACGGCCACGCGCAAGUCCAUCUCUAAUACGCGUCUUCCUGCAAUGUCGAAGAGUGGCACAUGGCCAGGCAAUGUUGCCAUGGAGCCCUUGAACAAUAUGGACAGUGCAGGGAGCUGUGACAGUGUAAUCAGCACAAACUCGGUCUGGAGCGAGGAUAGUAUGGAGCACCUAUCUGCAGAGGAGAAGGCAUGUCUGAUGUAUCUGGAGGAAACAAUCGAAGCCCUGGAGAUGCAGGAAGACAGCGGCAUAUCUAACGAUGAGCCAGAGCCACAGGAUCAGUUAAGAAGAAAUGAUGUUCCAACUGAAACGCUGGUGUCUGGAAGUCAUGAAGUAUCCGCACCAGCCGCCCACACACCAGCAGAUCGCCCUUUCACCGGAUUAACGGCAGAGCGUGAAGCUGAGCAUCACGCUGCAAAUCAAAACUACAAACCACAACCUGCUUCCUCUCCUGUGGUUGGCGUGAGAGAUGCCAACCACAAAGCAGAUCCUCCGGUCUUUGACGCUCCUGCUGGUUACACAGUUACACCAUCAGACAAAACAACUGAGGGUCCAAAGUUUGAUGGAGAUCCUGAUUCUGGAAAUUGUGCAGAGGCCUCAGAGAGUAAUCUGGCCAUAAUUCCUCCACCUACAGACUUCAUGGAUGAACAAGACGCAGACUUCCUGGAUGAACAAGACGCAGACAUACCACCAGAGACGAUGACCGUGGUGCCCCCACCAGCAAAUGGCUCUACAAAGCAAAAGCCCACUGUUGUCUUGGAGCAGAUGCAUUUGAGAGCCUCCUUGAAGAAAGGUUUUGGAAGCUCUCCUGCUGUUGAGGGGUCUCCAGACAAGACUUCAGAAGUUGCUUCCCUCUUACCCCAAAUGAGUGCCCCAUCUGAGUUUUCAGAGCCUAGAAGUCCACCUGCUGUGGCCCCAAAACCUAAGAAGCUUCCUUCAAACAUCGUUUUAAAGUCACAGAAGACACCCACACCUGUUUCUCAUGGAAGCCCUGGGCAUACGGUGCCGACCCACAGCGAUCGGGUGCUGUUGGACCCUCAGAAGGUUCGAAUGGAGGCCCUCCGGAAGCUCGGGCUGCUUAAAGACAACAAGGAGGAAUCUAGCCCGGUUGUGAGCCCUAAGAUUCCUGUGACAUCUGCUGCGUACAGAGGGUCACAGAGCCACUCUCCCCCGGUCAGUCCUGCUGCUCCUCAUACACCACCCAUAACACCAUCCCCAGUAAAUAGCCACCCUCCAGCACUCGCCGCUAAAACACAUGUUUCAGCCCCUGAUGGGUUUCCGUCAGCUGCUAGUGCAUCUCCUCUCCUCCAAGAUGCAGCCAUCCUCCCAGCACCUGCAGCUUUCAGCGAUGCCUUUGGGCCACCGGGUAACGAACCGCCUGCUGUCACAGAGGCAACCUUCAGUACCCCUUCUAACACCCCGUCUGCACUGCUCAAGCAGCUUACCCCUCCGAAGGUAAGCGGUCUGAAAUCAGCGACCUUGGAGCGCUCUGGUUUGGGGCUGGGCAGCCAGAUGUUUGGUCAAAACUUAUCGGAGAGCGUCAGCGGCGAGCAGGACCCAAAGCACCUGCGCAACACUCGGCCACGACCCGCCUCUCUGGGAAAUGGGCAAGACUUUUCUCGCACUAAAGGGGAAGGUUUGGCGGCGAGUAGACCGCCAGACUCUCAGAAGCCCCUGUCCGCACAGGCCUUCCACAACAGAGAGUCCGCCAAGCUGCCUCGAUCACAAGGCAUCAGCGUGCUGAUCUGCCCCCGCGCAGAGAACGAAGAGGAUCGGCGCGAGGCCCUGAAGAAGCUGGGACUGCUCAGGGACUGAGUCCCAGCCAUCCUUUACAGACUUUAAAAAGAGUCAUAGAGACUAAAUCUGGAUUUAAAACUCUGACAGAGCACCUUAAUUAGGAAUGAAGGAAUUGUUAUCUGGGUCUGAAAUGUGGGUAAAAAUUGACAAACUGACCCAGGCUGGAUUCCAUUUAGCUGUUUUUUAGAUACUUUCAAGGCUUCUUCUGUAUUUAUUAUUAACCAACUCCUGCUGGCUUUCUCAGAAAAUAACUGUUUUGAGGUUGUUUUAUUAAAUGUCUAAUAGUGUAGAGAGUUCUUCCUGCUUGUGCUGAAGCGUUUAUUUGCGCAACUUGAAGAGCAAAUACAGAACGUGAUCGAAAUCACACUACUACAGUUCGGCCCCUGCAAUGCGUAGUCAGUCUGUGGGGUUGCACUUAUCACUCCAUUCAUCUAAAGAUGAUAUAACCAGCAUUUAAAAUGUGUCAUAUUUUGUAUUAAGAAAGAUGUCUGCCCCCAUGUGUCAUGUCAAAGCAGACACUGACGCCCAGGUGCCGUGGUGUGGUUUCUUCACUUUUUUUCUUUUGUUUUGAUGGUGAAAAAACCGGUGCGACCUGUUUUGUCAGCCCUGAUGGAACAUUGUCGCUCCUUACAAUCGCUCGUCUGAGGAACUUGAUCACAGCUGAAAGCUGCUAAAGACGGUAGUUUUGCUCUUUUUCCGUGACUUUCUUUCCUCUUCACUGCCUGCAUUGAAAAUAAAACAAAAAAAUGUGUGAAAGAUACCUUUCCCAAAAACAACAUCACAUUGUUAUUGAUAUCUAGAAAUGUAGUUCCUUGACAUAGUUUUCAUACUGCUGGAAAUGCGUGCAUGUGUUUGUUAAUAUGUUUUGUUGCCUUACAGCCACUAAUUUAACGUAUUUUUCGUUGGGAGUUUAUGUGAUAGAGUAGUACAUAAUUGCUUAAUGGAAGUUAGAAGAUGCAGGGUUUUCAAAAUCUUUAGCAGAUAAAAGAUGGGGAAGCGUGGUGUACAUUAGUAUUUAGCCGCAGGUUUUAAGCCUUUAACAGGUGUUUCUACUAGGAUUACCCAUCGAUUUAGCUCCAUCCACCUGCCAUUCCCAUGCGGUGAUGUGAUCAUGUUCAUGAAUGCGGCAAAGAUGUGAAAAAAUGGCUUGCGGUAAAUACAUACAACUCACAACUUUAGGUUCAUUGCACCCUAGAUGGAAUAAAAUUCAUCAUAUCAUA
This is a messenger RNA of Fundulus heteroclitus (mummichog), 3242 nucleotides long. Its product is annotated as specifically androgen-regulated gene protein. The record is from RefSeq and is a predicted model, not a curated record. The coding region runs from base 271 to 2040 and encodes 589 amino acids. Lineage: Eukaryota; Metazoa; Chordata; Actinopteri; Cyprinodontiformes; Fundulidae. The transcript is spliced from 4 exons.